Molecule: messenger RNA, 2959 nt
Organism: Anolis sagrei ordinatus
Lineage: Eukaryota; Metazoa; Chordata; Lepidosauria; Squamata; Anolidae
Gene: B4GALT4
Product: beta-1,4-galactosyltransferase 4
Biological process (GO): carbohydrate metabolic process
Cellular component (GO): Golgi apparatus
Molecular function (GO): galactosyltransferase activity
Source: RefSeq, a predicted model, not a curated record
GGCCUAAGUAGUCGCAGCAGGCCUUGAAAGGUUCUCCGUUGCUAAGGCAACGGCGGAGCGGGGAAGCUCGGCGACGCUCUAUCCGGCGGGAGGACUCUCUAUGGCACAGAACGGCUGCCGUUCCGUCCUCCUCUCAGGAGUAGUAACAGGGAGCUGGGCUUCGUCGGCUGAGGCGUCAAGGCAGUGUUUUUGAUACCAUGCUGGACUACUGUAGUGGCUUCCACUUAUCUCAAGCACUAUCACCAAGUGUGUGGACUCCCUCAUCAUUCAUCUGGAGUAGGUUGUCAGAGUGACUAAGUCCAUUUCAGUCAUAUGAUCUGACCUGGUACUAGACAGAAGUGGGAACAGAUAUAUCCUGAUUUCCCGACUCUUGCAUCAAAAAACGAAUACAUAUACUGUCUGCUUUCUUACUGUCAGGACAAAGGGAUAAUCAGAAAUGUCAUAUUCAAGUUAUUGAACAACUGCUGAAGUGGUUCAUGCAGUUUUGAGACGACUCCUCCUUCUGGAUCUGUGAGAGGCAACAGAGAGCUCUUUAUGGUGUGGGAUUUCAAUACUGAAAAGUGCCCCUGCUACUUGGCACAGGAGCUGUCUUUGCUGCGGGAAGAACAAAACAGCUUCACCACAAGAAGGAAAGCAGAGGCAGGAUUAAGUCUCAUCUAGUAAUGUCCACCUUCAACUCCUUGCUGAACUAGAAAGACAUGCAUUCAAAAGCCAAAGGGCACUUGUCAGAAUGCAGCACCACAUAACUCCUUGUUUCAUUUUGACUUUUCUGCUUUCCUUGAAGUGUGCUACAACAAGGAUACGUCAAGAGCAGUAUCAAGGGAGAAACUCAUAAGCCAUUGAAGGGCCAUGGGCUUGAGCUAUGGCAAGCUUCAUGGCUCUUACAAGCUCAAACUCUUGAUUCUCUUCAGUUUGUGUAUCUUGCUGGUGGGUUGGGUCACUUCUACUUAUCUAUUGGAUGCUAUCCAUGAAAAUCCAAAGACACAAAGCUUAUUAGGAAACGACAGAAAAACAACCACUGCUACAGAGGAGCAAAAUGGAAACUCAGACAGGAUUUCCAUGCCUACUGUGAAUCUGCCCAUCACGAUGAUGCCCUGUCCCCCCAAGUCUCCCUAUCUGCGAGGCCCCAGCAAGCUUGCAUUCAAAGAUUCUCUCACCCUAGAAGAGGUGCAAAAAGAAAAUCCUCAGGUCACAAAGGGACGCUUUCAUCCCAAAGACUGCUUAGCUCUGCAACGAGUUGCUAUAUUGAUUCCACAUCGCAGUCGUGAGAAGCACCUAUUGUACCUGCUGGAGCACCUUCACCCUUUUUUGCAGCGGCAGCAGCUGGAAUAUGGCAUAUAUGUCAUCCACCAGGCUGGCAAUGCUAAGUUCAAUAGGGCAAAACUGCUGAAUGUUGGAUAUCUGGAAGCCCUGAAGGAAGACAGUUGGGAUUGCUUCAUCUUCCAUGAUGUUGACCUGGUGCCCGAAAAUGACUUCAACAUAUACAUGUGUGGCAGUCAGCCAAAGCACUUAGUAGUGGGCAGAAACAGCACAGGCUACAGGUUGCGUUACCAAGGAUACUUUGGGGGUGUAACUGCUCUAACACGGGAGCAAUUCUCAAAGGUGAAUGGAUUUUCUAACAACUACUGGGGCUGGGGAGGAGAGGACGAUGACCUCCGGAUCAGGGUUGAAAUGCAGAAAAUGAAGGUUAUCAGGCCUUCCCCCAGGGUAGCCAAGUACACAAUGAUCUUUCAUACAAGAGACCGAGGGAAUGAGGCAAAUGGACAGAGGAUGAAUCUUUUGCGUCAGGUUUCUCGAGUAUGGAAAAUGGAUGGACUCAACUCCUGUUCCUAUAACCUGCUUGCUACGGAGUACAACCCUUUGUAUACCAACAUUACAGUGGAUUUAGGCAAGCCAAUGAAGAUUUCAUAACCAUCUCUUUUGUGCCUCAUGGGUUUUGUCAGAAUGAUUGGGGAGGGGCAUCUUCUAGCGUUAGGGCUGGAGCAACUGGACAUCCUUGUUUUGGAUUCUUCCCCAGCAGCAAAUACAUGGGGUGGGAGGGAUAAUAAUGUGGUUUUUUGUUCAUCCCCAGUAAUUUUGAUAGAUAUUCCCUGCGGACAGCACUUAUCAUUUCAUGAUUGGGUUUGGCUGGGAGGCCAUUUCUGUCGGUCAGGUUUUUUUCCUUUGUUGAAAACAAUUUUUUUUUCAGAGAAGAAUUCAUCCCUCCCCUCCACCUGAAAGCUAUCCUUUUUAUAAUUGAUGUUGAAUCUCCACCUUUUUGAAGUGGAAAGAGGGAUUUAUACAAACAGUACUGCCAUACUUUUUCAAAGGUGCAAAGAUGAGACAAGGGCUAUUUCAUUCAACAUAAUGAAUUCAAUUUUCUUACAUUUUAUACAAAAUAGGCUAACAAUGUUGGCAAUUGCAGGUUCUUACACAAACCAGUGAUCAUCAUAAGCAAUAUCUGUAAGAACAGACGCAUUGAGAAUGAGAGAAAGCAGAAAACUGACUAGAAUGUAGCAGGUCUCACCAAAGAGGAGUCUGUUGUCUUAGUUAAGCUUUCCAAUUAGUGUGUCAGUUCAAGAAUGUGUCAGAAGCCUGUUUUAUUCGGCAGCUAGUUUGUAAUAAUGGCAGUAGCAAAGUUGUUUUUGUCGUUGGGUUUUGUUUUUUUUGUAUUUAAGAAGGAUGGCAAAUGAAUGCAGGAUUAAUAACAAGCAGGCAUUUGAAACUCCCUGCAAGGUAAACACUCUGUUCUGAUGCAGAAUUUCCUAGAAACACAGCAAGUGUCUUGGGCAGAAAAGGACUUCUAGGGACCUUUAAUUAAUCCUGGAUUUUGUAUGUAAAAGUAUAACCGGUUUUAUUGGGAGAAGUGAAACAUCACAACUUCUACAAGGACUUCAUGUUAGAACAAAAUUAACUUGUCUUUGUUUACUGGUUCUAUUUUUUUUAAGAAAUAAAAACUAAUUGGAAUUGUUAAAGAAAA